AUGGGGACCGCUGUGCGUUUCAUGCCCCUCUGCGGGGUUUUGUCUGAAGAUCCUCUGUGCUACUUGCUGCAGGUGGACAACUUCUCCAUCUUGCUUGAUUGUGGGUGGAACGAUUCCUUCGAUCCUGUGCUUCUGGAGAAUGUAAAAAGCCACAUCUCGGACAUCGACGCCGUCCUCCUUUCGCACCCCGACACAUCACACCUCGGCGCCCUCCCAUAUCUUAUGGGCAAGCUGGGCCUGGCGGCCCCCGUCUACGCCACCCUACCGGUCGCCAAGCUCGGCCACCUCUACAUGUACGAUCACGUCCUCUCACGGCAGGCGGUGUCAGACUUUGACACUUUUGACCUGGACGAUGUCGACUUUGCGUUCAACUCGAUGGAGACGAUCAAGUAUGCAGAGAACAGGGUGCUGUCAGGAAAGGGAGCGGGCAUCACCAUCUCUGCGCAUGCUGCCGGACAUUUGGUUGGUGGCACUUUGUGGAAGAUCAGCAAGGACGGGGAGGACAUCAUCUACGCUGUUGACUACAACCACCGGAAAGAGAGGCAUCUGAACGGAACGGUCCUUCUUAACUUCGUUCGUCCGGCUGUUCUCAUAACAGACGCGUAUAAUGCCUUGAGCGUUCAGACCCCGCAGAAGCAGCGGGAUCAGGAGUUUCUAGAGGCCGUUCAGGGCACGCUCCGCACUGGUGGCUCCGUCCUCGUCCCGGUAGACACUGCCGGGCGCGUUCUGGAGGUCCUCCUCUGCCUGGAGCACUACUGGGGCAGCAACCGAGCGUACCAGGGGUUCCCCGUGGCGCUGCUGACGUCAGUCUCGUACAACGUGGUCGACUUCGCGAAGAGCUCGCUCGAGUGGAUGGCGGAGAACAUCGGGAAGCACUUUGAGCGGGCGCGGGCCAAUGCGUUUGACCUGAGGCACACCACGCUGUGCCACAGCCUAGAAGACCUGGCAGCGCUGGCCCAUGGGCCGAAAGUGGUGCUCGCUUCAAUGGGCAGUCUAGAAACGGGCUUCUCCCGGCUACUGCUGGAGGAGUGGACCGAGCAGCCAGGCAACUUGAUCAUCUUUCCUGAGCGAGGGCAGCCCAGCAGCCUCGCCCGGUUUCUCCAGCAAGUGCCGACGCCGCCCCGCGUCAGCCUGACGCUGAGCGAGAAGAUUCCUCUAGAGGGCGAGGAGCUGGAGAAGCACCGGCAGGAGCAGGCUUUGCUGCAAAAGCAGAAACUCGAAGAGGAGACGAGGGCCAGGGAGCAGCUGGGGGCCGUGAAGGCGGAAGAGGAGGAGCGGGUGGCGGAACUAGAGGCAGCGCAAGACGCGGGUCCUUCCGGCGCCUCCCUCCAAGUCGCGGCCGAGCCCGGGGGCGGGCCUGUUCCACCUGUUCCGGCGGAAUCCGCCAAGCGAAAAGUCUUCAUCGACGGUUUCGAGCUACCGCCAGGAGCCGUGCACCCGAUGUUUCCAGACGCGGAAGAACCGAAGGAGUGGGACGAGUACGGGGAGGUGAUUGAUCCGGACGAGUACCGGCAGAAGGAGGACGACCCGAUGGACCUGGGGCGGAAUCUGGCGGAAGCCCAGGGCGGAAGGGCAGCGGCGCCGGAACCGGAAGCAGUCCCGGAGGAAGACCCUAUGUUGAUCGACGACCGGCCCUCCAAGGUGGUAACGAAACAAGUAGAGUUGGACGUCCGAUGCAAGGUGCGUUACGUCGACAUGGAGGGGCGCCCCGACGGCCGUUCAAUGAAAAACAUCAUCGAACACGUGGCGCCAAUCAAAACGAUCCUUGUGCACGGAACCAGAGAGGCGACGGAAAACCUGCGGCGCUUUUGUGAGAGCAAGAGCGGCGCGUCCGUACACACUCCUGACGUCAACCAGUGGGUGGACGUGUCGUCAGCGGUUGGUGCGUACCGGGUCAAGCUGACGGAGGAAAUGAUGAGUGGGGUCACGUUUCGAAAGAUGGGCGACUACGAGGUCGGCUGGGUCGACUCCCAAGUCGGCCCCCCGGAAACGCAGGAGCAGACCACGGAGUACGGCGCCGUAGAAAAAAGUCAACUUUUGCCGCUGCUCCCGCUUCGGGGGGGUGACGCCCCGGGCCACAAGGCCGUUCUCGUGGGGGAGGUGAAGCUGUCCGAUUUCCGGCAAGUGCUCGCGAGCGCGGGCGUGCCCGCGCGCUUUGCGGACGGCGCGCUGCACUGCGGCAAGCACGUGGUCGUCCGGAAGGUUGCGCAGCAGCAGCAGCUCGUGAUCGAAGGGGCGUUGUCGGAAGAUUACUACAAAGUUCGAGACCUUCUUUACUCGCAGUUCUACAUAGUCUGA
This is a messenger RNA of Klebsormidium nitens, 2298 nucleotides long. NCBI's taxonomy places the organism in Eukaryota, Viridiplantae, Streptophyta, Klebsormidiophyceae, Klebsormidiales, Klebsormidiaceae. The record is from the annotation of a GenBank genome assembly.